CAUCUUCAUUCUUUUACUACAUAUUACAUCUAUCACUCUCCUCCUUGUAUUUCAUUCUCCUCUUCUCACUUUUCUUAUAGCAAAAAACCAUUACUUCACACAAGCUAAAAAUCAAGAACUUUAAAGCCAUGAAAGAAAGAGGCAAAGCUGCAAUGGAAACUGACACUUUCUCAGAUUUCAAUUACUCUGUUUCAUCAGACAUGCCCUGUAAGAAACACCCAUCUUCAUCUUCAAUUGGAAUCUGUUCUUAUUGUCUUAAAGAGAAAUUACUCAAUUUAGUUUGUUCAGAAUGUGGUGAACAAAGACUCUCUUCUUGUUCUUGCUCUGAUUCAUCUGAAGUUGGAAGAAUUGGGAGGAUUUCAUCUCUGUUAGAAGAUGAGAAAAAACAGAGCAUAAGAGGUGAAAAAACAGAGCAAGUCAUUGUUCUGCGAAGAAGCAAUAGUAGUUGUGUUGAAAUCAAGAAAAACAGCAAUGGGUUUUGGAAAAUCAAAAGAUUUUUCAGUAAGAAGAAGAAAAAGGGUGUUGAAAAUGGUAAUGAUUUGGAUGAAAAUAGUGAUAUUUGGGUAUCUGAUGCAAUGGCAGUUUCAAGAUCAAGAUCAGUUUGUAGUUUCAGAGGAAAUGGAUUCAAUGAUACUGAUGAAGGAAGUGAUUACAGAUUCUCAAGUGCUAAAAUCUCCGAUGUUACUGGUGGAAUACUCAUGGAUUCUUCUGAUGAACCAAGAAAAAGCGGAUUUCGAAGUAUAUUUCCUGUUAAGGAGGCUGAUUUUACUUCAAUGGAUGAUUCCGCCUUCAUCGAUUUAAAAUUGGAUUUAUCAAUCGAGUCUAACUCAAAUUAUCCCGAUAGCAACGAACGAGUUGGGUUGAAUUUGAACGGAUUCAAAUCGGGAUCAAGUAAUGGAGCAUUUGGACAUAGUGGUUCUUGUAGGAUGACAAGAAGUGGUGGCAAAGGGAACAAAGUGUGGAAAUGGAUUUUUAAGCAAAGUUCAAGAAAAUCUUGAUUUAACUCUAUGGGUGAAAAUCAUUUACAUUCUCGAUUUUAUUUAAAAAAUCAAAUUCACCCGUUCUAUAUCGCGAUCUCUACGUUAGCUAGUUUAGAGAGUUACUUUGAAAAGUAAAUAUAGAAUUUCCUAUGUUUUUUUUUUUUAUCUUUUUAAAUCUCAUAUGUAUCCUUUUUCCUCAA
This is a messenger RNA of Solanum pennellii, 1180 nucleotides long. RefSeq lists its product as uncharacterized. NCBI's taxonomy places the organism in Eukaryota, Viridiplantae, Streptophyta, Magnoliopsida, Solanales, Solanaceae. Bases 129 to 998 code for a protein of 289 amino acids. The record is from RefSeq and is a predicted model, not a curated record. The transcript has a single exon.